Molecule: messenger RNA, 321 nt
Organism: Cooperia oncophora
Lineage: Eukaryota; Metazoa; Nematoda; Chromadorea; Rhabditida; Trichostrongylidae
Source: the annotation of a GenBank genome assembly
AUGUUGCGUUCAUCUGGAGGCGAGAAAUUGGCGCAUAAGGUUGAUCUGGUGGAAGACAUUCUACAAGACCUCCUGGAUCUCGAUCACAUUGUGAACCUGCCCUCUUCACUAGGGAUGGAGAAGGUGUUAUGCCAUGGAGACAUGUGGUCCACGAAUUUGAUUUGGAGGAAAGGAAAAGAACAUGUCGAUUUGGCAGCCGUCAUAGACUUCCAGGAUGCCAUUGGCCCGCAAGACGGAUCACUUUUUUCUCGUUUUGCGCAGAGGUGGGCCGAUGACAUUGAAUACUCUGACUAUCAGUUUAUGCAGAAUCCAGUUCUUUAG